Messenger RNA from Nelumbo nucifera (sacred lotus), 417 nucleotides. RefSeq lists its product as uncharacterized. Lineage: Eukaryota; Viridiplantae; Streptophyta; Magnoliopsida; Proteales; Nelumbonaceae. The record is from RefSeq and is a predicted model, not a curated record.
AUGGCUGAGAAGCUGAGCCAAGGAGCUAAUUUGGGGUUCCCUAGUAAGCAGAUCUGGGUUUCUACCAGUCAUUCUAAGACAAACUUUCUGGUUUGGGUUCUGGCCCUUGAUAAAUAUUUGAGUAGAUCCAAUUUGUGCAAGCUUGGGGUUCAUAUCCCUAAUCAGAGCCGUGGCAUUUGUGGUCUGGUUCCUGAAUCUUGUGACCAUUUGUGUAUUCAUUGCCCUCUGGCUGCUAGGUUAUGGGAGCACUUCAUCAAUUCAGCAGGUCUCAGUUGGGUUAUGUCUCGGUCUGUUAAGGCUUUGCUGUGUAGUUGGAAGCUUUUUGGUCUGAGCAAGAAAGGGAAGUUGGUCUGGAAAACAAUCCCUGCUGCUGUCCUGGUUAUUGUCUGGUCUGAAAGUAACAGUCGUUUUCCAUAA